This is a messenger RNA of Lathyrus oleraceus (garden pea), 2277 nucleotides long. RefSeq lists its product as uncharacterized. The transcript has 4 exons. The coding region runs from base 1 to 2277 and encodes 758 amino acids. The record is from RefSeq and is a predicted model, not a curated record. NCBI's taxonomy places the organism in Eukaryota, Viridiplantae, Streptophyta, Magnoliopsida, Fabales, Fabaceae.
AUGCGAGGUAAGGCCUCAGCUGAAUUUCUUUUUGACGCAGAACCAGAACGAUCGUUGCGAGCACGAAUCAGAAAAGCCCGACACGACAGACUAGAAGUGACAGAAGAACCGCUGAUAGUUUCUGAUUCUGAGAAAGAGGGAACCGUUUCAAUUCAUUCGGAACACUCUGAUUCUGGAAAUUCUGAUACCGAACCUGAAACUAUGGCAGCUGACCCACCUCCUGCGGAGAGACUAUUAGGUGAUUACGGGGGAGCUAAUGCCCCGCCUGGAAGGAUGACAAUCGUGAAUCAACCAGUCAAUGUUGCCCACUUUCAACUUCAUCCCUCAACGAUACGACAACUAGAAAGGAGACCUUUCUCAGGAAAAAUUAACGAAGAUGCCAACAAGCAUUUGCAAAGGUUUCUGACUAUGACUACGUCGUUAAAGAUUGAGGGGCAUUCUGAGGAAGCUAAGAAGCUGGUCAUGUUUCCGUUUACAUUGUCAGAAGAUGCUGAAGAGUGGUUCUACUCUUUACCUGCUGGAAGCAUCACAACUUGGCAACAGAUGGAGACAACUUUUCUCAACGAGUACUUUCCGGCCUCUGUGUACAUCCGAAAGAGGUACGACAUAGUGAAUUUUAAACAGAAGGAAGGAGAGUCACUUGGAGAUGCGUAUAAAAGGUUUAAACGAUUGUUGAAUUUUGUAAAUGGUCUUCGGAUGAAGACUAAGCAACUCAUUGACACAGCAGCUGGUGGCUCAACCAACUUUACAACGGCCACUGGUAUUAAAAAGAUUAUCGAAGCCAUUGCAGCCAAUGAGCACCUAGAGUUGUAUGACCGCAGUGUGAGUCAACCCGAAGGGAUAAUUGACCUGAAAUUGGCAAGUCAAGUGGUGAAGAUGGAAGAUCAAGUAGCAGCUGAAGUAGAAAGAAGACUGAAGAAGAUGGCUAUCGAUACUCAAACUGUGGCACAAGUUCAACCGGUUCAACCAACGCAAGCUAGUAAUUGUGAAAUUUGUGGAGGACCUCAUCUUACUGCACAUUGCGUUGCAACCGCACAACAAAUUGAGGAGAUUAAGUUUCUAAGGCAGAACAACCCUUAUUCGAAUACAUACAAUCCGGGUUGGAAAAACCAUCCAAAUUUCUCAUGGAAGGAUCAACAAGGACAUGUGCAGAACCAACCACAGCAACAACAGUUUCGACCUCAGCAACAACAACCAUAUCAACAACAGUUUCAGCAACAGGUACCAAGAAAAGCUGAUUGGGAGCUUGCCAUUGAAAAGAUGGCCGCUCAAAGCUCUCAAUUUCAAGAAGAGACUCGAAGUAAUUUAAAAAACACAGGUGCUUCAAUUAAGAAUCUUGAAAUACAGAUGAGUCAGAUAGCCCAACAACUAGCGGGUUCUCAACAACAAGGCGUGUUACCGAGUUCUACGAUUACUAAUCCAAGAGAAAAUAAUCAUGUGAAUGCGGUGACCACAAGAAAUGGUAAGUCGAAAGAAGUACCUGAAAAGAGUUCUGAAGAAGAAGACUUAUUGCUUGAAGUUGAUCUAGAGAUAAAAGAAAAUGAGGUCGCGAACGAAGAGGUCACUAGUGAUGAAAGAGUGGGUAUGAAGGUUCCGGUGAAGAAGAAGGAUCGAGGUUCUGUAACUAUUCCUUGUACCAUUGGAGAUAGAUCCUUCAAGAAAGCUCUAAUUGAUUUGGGAGCGAGUGUAAGCCUUAUGCCGCUGUCCAUUUAUAAGAGGUUGGGGAUAGGAAAAAUUCAAGAUACAAGAAUGACACUCCAGUUUGCUGACCACUCUGUGAAGAGACCUUAUGGGAUAGUAGAAGAUGUGCUAAUGCCGGAAGAUGAAGAGAUACCAAUCAUUUUGGGGAGACCAUUUUUAGAGACCGGGAGAUGUUUGAUCGACAUAGAAGAAGGAACGAUGACUUUGAAAGUGUAUGAUGAAGAGUUAAAAAUUGAUGUGCGAAACACCAUGAAGUACAAGGAUGAUGUUGCCACUAGUCAACAUAUUGAGAUAAUUGAUCAAAUAUGUGAGAAGAAAAAUUGCUUGACAACACAAAAAUUACCUUUGGAAAGAGUGUUGAGUUUAUCAAUUUUUAACGAAGAGGAAAUAGUUGACGAGAAGGAUAUGGAAGUAGUAGCCAUGAUGGAAACAUCACCACCUUUCAAAGGUUAUCGACACAACCGGUGGGAAGAUUUACGGCAGCCCUUAGUGGAAGAAAAGAAAGAUGAACAAAAGAAGGGGACCGAAUUGAAACAACUCCCGGAAAGCCUCAAAUAUGUCUUCCUAGACACAUAG